AUGGGGAUUCAAGUGAUUGUGACGGAGCAACAGCCCACGGCUGGGCUCCUUGGAAAGCGGUUUCACAUUUUCGGCAGCGGCAUCUCUUUUAGCAUGUCACCGACUAUUCACAAUGCUGGGUUUAAGUACCAUGAACUGCCACAUUUCUAUGACAUCCGCGAGUCUCCCGGCAUCGAAGGAGUUGCCCAUCUCAUCCAAGACGAUAGGUUUGGUGGUGCAAGCGUCACGAUGCCACACAAGCUUCAAGUGCACAAAUACUGCGACGAAGUAACCGAGACUGCUAAGUCGAUUGGCGCCAUCAACACCCUUGUCGUCAAGUCAAAAGAUGGGAAGCGGCUGAUCAUGGGCGACAACACGGACUGGUCUGGCCUCUAUAGCAUCAUGAGCAACUAUAUUGAGAAAACAGGCCGCGAGCCCGAGACUGGGCUUGUGAUCGGUGCAGGAGGUGCCUCCAGAGCCGCUUUGUAUUCGAUGUACCGCGCACAGGUCAAGACUAUCUAUCUCGUCAACCGAACACUGUCGAAGGCGGAGGCUGUACAGGAGGCUUUCGAGUCUCUCUUCACGGUCAAAGUCAUACCGAGCCUGGAAGACCUUCCCGCGAAACCCGACAUCAUCGUCGGCACGAUCCCUGCCGAUACAACGACGGAGGCUCAGUUUGUUAAUAUUUUUGGCCCCCGGGGCUUAUGCAUCGAAAUGUCAUAUAAGCCGAGAAUCACGCCGCUGCUCAAGGUGGCCCAGCGGCACCCGGGAUGGGAAAUUGUUACGGGAGUCGAAGUUUUGCUUUCACAGGCCUUUGAUCAGUAUUCAAGGUGGACAGAUAUGGAGGCACCAAAGGAUAUCAUGCGGGAUGCUGUCUUGACGCAUGAGAGACGCCCAGCCGCUCUGUAG
Clonostachys byssicola is the source of this 888-nucleotide messenger RNA. Lineage: Eukaryota; Fungi; Ascomycota; Sordariomycetes; Hypocreales; Bionectriaceae. The record is from the annotation of a GenBank genome assembly.